AUGUUUAUCCUGGACGCUUUAAAGUCAGCAAGGUAUGCACAAGAUGCAGUGAGCGAAAAGGUUAGACUAUACCUGACGGCGUCUAUUAUCUCACCUGUUGGUGUGAAACCACUUCGAAGGAGCUACUCCAUUUCAGAACCAAUCCCUGAUACUGAAAACAAUGGGACUUCCAUACUUGAAUGUGUGCCUUUGGAGACCGAUAAAAAGGGAAACUUUUAUGACUCAUCGACUGGACGUAUAGUAGUUCUAAAGGGUAUAAAUAUGGAUGCACAAAUGAAAUUACCAGUCGAACCGUACAUGCCAUCGUAUAAAGGUGACUCUACAAAUCCGAGUGAUGUGUUUUUCGAAGGAGAUACAGUGUCAUUCGUAGGGAGACCGUUUCCUUUGGAAGAUGCUAGGCUGCACUUUGAAAGAAUCAAGAGUUGGGGUUACAAUACAAUCCGAUACUUGUUAACCUGGGAGGCUGUUGAACAUGAAGGGCCAGGGAAGUACGACCAAAAAUUUGCUGACUACACAUUGGAGAUAUUGAAAAUUAUUGGAGAAGUAGGUGGAUUGUAUGUUUUCCUUGAGUUUCAUCAGGAUGUAUGGUCUAGGUUUUCAGGAGGUAGUGGCGCACCCAUGUGGACAUUCUACGCUGCUGGACUUGAUCCUAAGAAAUUCACUCUUGCUGACUCAGCAAUUCUUCACAACGAACCUAGAUUUCGUGAUGGUACUGACACAUACCACAAAAUGUUGUGGACCUCAAACUACAAACGGUUGGCUCCGUUAGUCAUGUUCACCAUGUUUUUUGCGGGUAAGUACUAUUUUCCGAAUUUGAUAAUGAAUGGGGAAAACAUACAGGACUACUUGCAAAAUCAUUUUUUGGGGUCUGUUGAAUUUAUAUGGAAACAAGUAUGCGAGGGUGUACCCGAAUUGAUCAAUAAUGGAACAAUAUUAGGUUUUGAAUCAAUGAAUGAGCCCAACUGUGGUUUAAUAGGGUAUCCUGAUAUUGGCCAAUUGCCAGAUUUCCAGCAAUUACGUGUAGGCACUACCCCAACUGCUUUUCAAUCAAUGAGACUUGGAAUGGGAUUUGCAUGCGAGGUUGAUGAGUAUAGGAUAACAGUAACUGGUCCUAGGAAGUAUGGUACAAAAAUAGUAGAUCCGAAAGGUGCCAGGGCAUGGCUAACACCAGAAGAUGCUAAAGUUAUUGAUGAGCAUUAUGGAUUCAAGAGGGGUGAAAAAUGGGAGUUGGGAACUUGUAUAUUCGCCGAGCAAGGAAUAUGGAGCUGGCCACAGAUUGCGGGAGAUAUGGCGACAAUGACGCAAGAGCAGAGACUAGAUAUUAGCUCGAAAUGUGUGGUCUUGGAGCCUCACUUUUUUAGCAAGCCAAUGCCGCAACAUAAGUACGAACCGCACCAUACCAAAGUGGAUACUCAUAUGUUUGUUAAUCUUCAUUUUGCUGAUCACAUUGUCAAGUUUAAAGAGCUUAUUCGUAAAUACAGACAAGAUGCAUUUGUUAUGCUUCUGACACCGGUUUUGGAAGAGCCACCCCAUUUGAAAAAUGACAAGAGAAACAUCAUCGAUGACAAGGUGAUCUAUUGUCCACACUAUUACGAUGGCUUAUCCUUGAUGCACAAGAGCUGGAAUUUCAAGUUCAAUGUUGACACUUUGGGGAUUAUGAGAGGUGUUUAUUUGAACCCUGUCCUCGGUAUCGUCUUUGGAGGACGGGCUAUUCGUAACUGCUUUCAAAAACAAUUUUGUGAAAUGAGGCGAGAGUGCAAUGAGUACUUAGGACAGAUUCCUAUACUUAUGUCAGAAACUGGAAUGCCAUUUGAUAUGGAUGACAAACGAUCCUACAGGAACGGAAAGUACAUUUCACAGACUGCCGCGAUGGAUGCUUUGUGCAAUGCAUUGGAAAGUGCCAACAUGUCGCAUACGUUCUGGUGUUAUGAUAGUUGCAAUAACCAUAAAUAUGGAGACAACUGGAAUAAUGAAGAUUUUUCGUUUUGGUCGCCUGAUGAUCGAAAUUUGACAUUUGAAGAUGAAUGUGAAACUCCUGAAAUUAGAAACGAAACCGAGAGUGAACGUAGUCGAGUUAGGACAGCUAGAGCAAUCAGGAAAGCAAAUAGAAAAUUAAAGAGAGCAGCUAAAAUGGGUCGCUCUGGGUCAGUCGAUAGCACUGCGUCGGCGACGUCAACCACGUCAACAUCUUCAGGUGAUGGUUACACUGACACCGAAUCUGAUUCAACAUCACUGUCUUCUGUUAUUUCAUCAACAAGCUCAAAUGUGUAUCGUCGGCAAUAUGGAAAGUGCUACCCUUCCCCAGAUGGCGUUAGAGCCGCUGGUGCAGUUAUCAGACCAUAUUUGAUGGCGUCCUUAGGUCGCAUGGUUGCCACAGAGUUUGAUAUCAAAGCAGUAAAGUUAUCACUUCAAAUUGUUGUUGAUAAGUCAGAUCCAAGAGUUGAAACCACGCCUACCAUCAUUUUUGUGCCAAAGUGGCAUUUCCCAUUCUUGGACUACGGUGACGUUUUUUUGACGUCGGGGUACAUCAAAUACAACGAGGAGUUGCAAUACAUUGAAUGGUAUCAUUGUAAUGAUCCAUCCUUGGGUGAAAAGGAGAACCCGACUGCAAACGAAAAGAAUUCCACUGAAACUAUCAUUAUAAAAAAUAAUAGCGGUUCAUUAGAGGAUGCUAAAACCAUUGAGGAUAGGAAAUUGGGAUGUACAAUCAGUUAG
This is a messenger RNA of Lodderomyces orthopsilosis Co 90-125, 2715 nucleotides long. Its product is annotated as hydrolase. Gene Ontology annotation, biological process: carbohydrate metabolic process; ergosteryl 3-beta-D-glucoside catabolic process. Gene Ontology annotation, molecular function: steryl-beta-glucosidase activity. The coding region runs from base 1 to 2715 and encodes 904 amino acids. The transcript has a single exon. Lineage: Eukaryota; Fungi; Ascomycota; Pichiomycetes; Serinales; Debaryomycetaceae. The record is from RefSeq and is a predicted model, not a curated record.